Messenger RNA from Linnemannia hyalina, 159 nucleotides. NCBI's taxonomy places the organism in Eukaryota, Fungi, Mortierellomycota, Mortierellomycetes, Mortierellales, Mortierellaceae. The record is from the annotation of a GenBank genome assembly.
AUGGCCGCUGGAGUAGCACACUUACACAGGCACGGCAUACUCCACGGUGAUAACAAACCUGCCAACAUUCUCAUCACCAAGCAGAACGUGGUCAAGUUGGCUGACCUAGGAGAAGUGAGAUACAUGGCCAACAUAUCUGCCAUGAGUCAGUUCAAUUAA